AUGUACGGAACGUCAACAGGUCCUCAGACUGGCAUCAAUACACCUCGUUCAUCACAGUCAUUGAGGCCGCUCAUCUUAUCUCAUGGAUCGCUUGAAUUCUCGUUUCUUGUGCCAACAUCGCUUCACUUCCAUGCCUCGCAGCUGAAAGACACUUUCACAGCGUCACUACCAGAGCCCACAGACGAGCUCGCACAGGAUGAUGAGCCUUCGUCGGUAGCAGAGCUGGUUGCUCGGUACAUCGGGCAUGUUGCUCACGAAGUUGAAGAGGGUGAAGAUGAUGCCCACGGUACGAAUCAAGACGUUCUCAAAUUAGCUCUUAAUGAAUUUGAGCGGGCAUUCAUGCGCGGGAAUGAUGUCCACGCGGUUGCCGCCACCCUCCCUGGAAUCACAGCCAAGAAAGUUCUGGUUGUUGAAGCUUAUUAUGCUGGGCGAGCAGCUGCCGGAAGGCCGACAAAGCCCUACGAUUCCGCACUCUUCAGGGCUGCUUCGGAUGAGAAGGCCAGGAUCUACUCUGUUUUCGGAGGGCAGGGGAACAUUGAGGAGUACUUUGACGAAUUGAGAGAAGUUUACAAUACCUACACAUCCUUUGUGGAUGACCUCAUAUCGUCAUCCGCCGAGCUACUGCAGUCUCUUUCCCGCGAGCCAGACGCCAACAAACUGUAUCCGAAGGGUCUAAAUGUCAUGCAGUGGCUCCGGGAACCAGACACUCAGCCCGAUGUCGAUUACCUUGUGUCAGCACCGGUCAGCCUGCCGUUGAUCGGGCUAGUGCAGUUGGCGCAUUUUGCGGUCACCUGUAGGGUGCUUGGGAAGGAACCGGGUGAAAUUCUUGAGCGAUUUAGUGGGACUACAGGUCAUUCGCAGGGCAUUGUUACCGCCGCUGCAAUUGCUACAGCCACAACCUGGGAGAGCUUCCACAAAGCUGUUGCCAAUGCAUUAACGAUGCUCUUCUGGAUUGGUCUGCGAAGCCAGCAGGCAUACCCUCGAACAUCAAUCGCUCCAUCCGUGUUACAAGACUCGAUUGAGAAUGGGGAAGGGACACCGACCCCUAUGCUUUCAAUUCGUGAUCUACCGCGUACCGCCGUGCAGGAGCAUAUCGACAUGACCAACCAGCAUCUCCCGGAGGAUAGACACAUCUCAAUCUCACUCGUCAACAGCGCGCGUAACUUUGUUGUUACUGGUCCCCCUCUCUCGCUUUAUGGCCUUAACCUUCGUUUGCGCAAGGUCAAGGCUCCCACCGGUCUGGACCAGAAUCGCGUGCCGUUCACGCAGCGCAAAGUCCGCUUCGUCAACCGAUUCCUCCCGAUAACGGCACCUUUCCAUAGCCAAUACCUAUACUCGGCAUUUGAUCGUAUCAUGGAGGAUCUGGAGGAUGUCGAGAUUUCACCGAAAUCACUUACCAUUCCAGUCUAUGGUACCAAAACCGGCGAUGAUCUGAGGGCGAUCAGCGAUGCAAAUGUCGUUCCUGCACUGGUUCGAAUGAUUACUCAUGAUCCUGUCAACUGGGAACAGACAACCGCUUUUCCAAAUGCUACCCACAUCGUUGACUUUGGUCCCGGAGGAAUUUCAGGUCUUGGAGUUCUUACCAAUCGCAACAAGGACGGCACCGGAGUUCGCGUCAUACUCGCAGGAUCUAUGGAUGGUACCAACGCUGAGGUCGGGUACAAGCCGGAACUGUUUGACCGCGAUGAACAUUCGGUGAAGUAUGCCAUCGAUUGGGUCAAAGAAUAUGGACCACGCCUGGUGAAGAAUGCUACAGGUCAAACCUUCGUCGACACCAAAAUGAGCCGGUUAUUGGGUAUCCCGCCUAUUAUGGUUGCUGGAAUGACACCAACCACCGUUCCAUGGGACUUUGUUGCUGCAACGAUGAACGCUGGCUACCAUAUCGAACUCGCUGGCGGAGGCUACUACAACGCUAAGACCAUGACGGAGGCAAUCACCAAGAUUGAGAAGGCCAUUCCUCCUGGUCGAGGUAUUACCGUCAACCUGAUCUACGUUAAUCCGCGUGCCAUGGGUUGGCAAAUCCCCCUCAUCGGCAAGCUUAGGGCCGACGGAGUGCCAAUUGAGGGUCUUACUAUUGGCGCAGGUGUCCCGUCUAUCGAAGUGGCCAACGAGUACAUUGAAACUCUCGGUAUCAAGCACAUUGCCUUCAAGCCUGGCUCCGUGGAUGCAAUUCAACAGGUCAUCAAUAUUGCGAAGGCAAAUCCUAAGUUUCCUGUGAUUUUACAAUGGACCGGUGGCCGUGGGGGUGGACAUCACUCUUUUGAAGACUUCCAUCAACCGAUUCUGCAAAUGUACAGCCGUAUCCGGCGGCAUGAAAACAUCAUUCUCGUCGCCGGUAGCGGAUUCGGUGGAGCCGAAGAUACGUAUCCUUACCUUUCUGGGAACUGGUCGUCCCGCUUCGGAUACCCCCCAAUGCCUUUUGAUGGGUGCUUAUUUGGUAGCCGCAUGAUGACUGCCAAAGAAGCACACACUUCAAAGAAUGCCAAACAAGCCAUUGUGGAUGCUCCUGGCCUUGACGACCAGGAUUGGGAGAAAACUUACAAAGGCGCUGCCGGAGGAGUCGUCACUGUCCUCUCGGAAAUGGGUGAGCCCAUCCACAAACUGGCUACGCGCGGUGUUCUGUUCUGGCAUGAGAUGGAUCAAAAGAUUUUCAAGUUGGACAAAGCAAAGCGUGUGCCGGAGUUAAAGAAACAACGGGAUUAUAUUAUCAAGAAGCUCAAUGACGACUUCCAGAAGGUUUGGUUCGGACGCAACUCCGCUGGAGAGACCGUUGAUCUCGAAGAUAUGACGUACGCAGAGGUCGUUCAUCGCAUGGUGGAUCUGAUGUAUGUCAAGCAUGAGGGCCGGUGGAUAGACGAUUCCUUGAAGAAGUUGACGGGUGAUUUCAUCCGUCGGGUGGAGGAACGUUUUACUACCGCUGAAGGGCAAGCAUCGCUCCUUCAGAACUAUUCGGAGCUUAAUGUUCCUUAUCCCGCCGUUGACAAUAUUCUCGCCGCCUAUCCUGAAGCGGCAACCCAGCUUAUAAACGCCCAGGAUGUCCAGCAUUUCCUUCUACUCUGUCAACGUCGUGGGCAAAAGCCUGUUCCAUUUGUUCCCUCGUUGGAUGAAAACUUCGAAUACUGGUUUAAGAAGGAUUCGUUGUGGCAAAGCGAGGAUUUGGAAGCAGUGGUGGGUCAGGAUGUCGGAAGGACCUGUAUUUUGCAAGGUCCAAUGGCCGCCAAGUUCUCAACGGUAAUUGACGAGCCGGUUGGGGAUAUUCUCAACUCUAUUCACCAGGGACAUAUUAAAAGCCUCAUUAAAGACAUGUACAACGGCGACGAAACGACCAUUCCGAUCACCGAAUACUUCGGAGGGCGACUGAGCGAGGCGCAGGAGGACAUUGAAAUGGAUGGCCUUACCAUAUCAGAGGACGCAAACAAAAUCAGCUACCGGUUGUCCUCGUCCGCAGCAGAUCUGCCAGAGGUUAACCGCUGGUGUCGUCUUCUUGCAGGCCGUUCAUAUUCGUGGAGACAUGCUUUGUUUUCGGCAGAUGUGUUUGUCCAAGGUCACCGCUUCCAAACAAACCCCUUGAAGCGUGUACUCGCGCCGAGCACCGGCAUGUAUGUGGAGAUUGCGAAUCCUGAGGAUGCCCCGAAAACUGUUAUCAGCGUCAGAGAACCAUACCAGUCCGGUAAACUCGUUAAGACGGUUGAUAUCAAAUUAAACGAGAAGGGCCAAAUUGCGCUUACUCUAUAUGAGGGAAGAACUGCCGAGAACGGAGUGGUUCCUCUGACUUUCUUGUUUACCUAUCACCCGGAUACCGGCUAUGCGCCCAUCAGAGAGGUCAUGGACAGUCGCAACGACCGCAUUAAGGAAUUCUAUUAUCGUAUCUGGUUCGGAAACAAGGAUGUUCCAUUUGAUACACCAACGACGGCCACGUUCAAUGGAGGUCGUGAAACUAUCACGUCGCAGGCUGUUGCCGAUUUCGUUCACGCUGUCGGUAACACUGGAGAAGCGUUCGUCGAACGUCCUGGGAAAGAAGUGUUUGCGCCCAUGGACUUUGCCAUCGUAGCAGGAUGGAAAGCUAUCACUAAACCCAUCUUCCCUCGGACCAUUGACGGAGAUUUGCUGAAGCUAGUUCACCUUUCUAACGGGUUCAAGAUGGUUCCUGGUGCCCAACCGCUCAAGGUGGGAGACGUUCUAGAUACCACCGCACAGAUCAACUCCAUCAUCAACGAAGAGUCUGGGAAGAUUGUUGAAGUUUGCGGUACUAUCAGAAGGGAUGGCAAGCCCAUAAUGCAUGUCACUAGCCAGUUCCUUUACCGGGGAGCAUACACAGACUUCGAAAAUACCUUUCAGCGUAAGGAUGAAGUUCCAAUGCAGGUUCACCUUGCGUCUAGCCGAGAUGUGGCCAUUCUUCGAUCCAAAGAAUGGUUCCGCCUUGACAUGGACGACGUUGAGUUGUUGGGUCAGACCCUGACCUUCCGUCUCCAAAGUCUGAUCAGGUUCAAGAACAAGAAUGUUUUCAGUCAGGUGCAAACUAUGGGCCAAGUCCUUCUCGAACUUCCCACCAAAGAAGUGAUACAGGUUGCUUCGGUCGACUACGAGGCUGGCACGUCUCAUGGAAACCCUGUGAUUGACUAUCUUCAACGGAACGGAACUUCCAUUGAGCAGCCUGUCUACUUCGAAAACCCUAUACCUCUCAGCGGGAAAACGCCUCUAGUCCUCCGUGCUCCUGCAUCCAACGAAACUUACGCUAGGGUCUCUGGAGACUACAACCCUAUUCACGUGUCUCGGGUUUUCUCCAGCUACGCCAACUUGCCCGGUACAAUCACCCAUGGAAUGUACACGAGCGCUGCGGUUCGCAGUCUCGUCGAAACCUGGGCGGCCGAAAACAAUAUUGGCCGCGUUCGAGGCUUUCAUGUAUCUCUUGUAGACAUGGUUCUUCCAAACGACCUAAUCACUGUCAGGCUGCAACAUGUCGGUAUGAUUGCCGGUCGCAAAAUCAUUAAGGUCGAGGCCAGCAAUAAGGAGACAGAGGAUAAGGUUUUGUUGGGUGAAGCAGAGGUUGAGCAACCAGUUACUGCAUACGUCUUCACUGGUCAAGGAUCCCAGGAACAAGGAAUGGGAAUGGAACUCUAUGCUACUAGCCCAGUUGCCAAAGAGGUUUGGGACCGGGCAGACCGUCAUUUCAUUGAGAACUAUGGCCUGUCCAUCAUUGACAUUGUCAAGAAUAACCCGAAGGAACUCACGGUUCACUUUGGCGGACCUCGCGGCAAAGCAAUCCGUCAAAACUACAUGUCCAUGACCUUUGAAACUGUCAACGCUGAUGGAACUAUUAAGUCUGAGAAGAUUUUCAAAGAGAUUGAUGAGACUACGACAUCUUACACGUACCGCUCUCCGACGGGCCUUCUUUCCGCUACUCAAUUCACCCAACCUGCUUUGACGUUGAUGGAGAAAGCAAGCUUCGAAGACAUGCGCUCAAAGGGUCUUGUUCAGAGAGACAGCAGCUUUGCCGGCCACUCCUUGGGUGAAUAUUCCGCCCUCGCCGCCCUUGCUGAUGUUAUGCCCAUCGAAAGUUUAGUCUCAGUUGUCUUUUAUCGCGGCUUGACAAUGCAAGUUGCUGUUGAACGAGACGAACAGGGUCGUUCGAAUUAUUCGAUGUGUGCCGUUAAUCCCAGCCGAAUCUCCAAAACUUUUAACGAACAGGCUCUUCAGUAUGUCGUUGGGAACAUCUCCGAGCAAACAGGCUGGCUCUUGGAAAUUGUCAACUACAAUGUCGCAAACAUGCAAUAUGUUGCGGCUGGUGAUCUUCGGGCACUUGACUGUCUCACCAACCUGCUGAAUUACCUCAAAGCGCAAAAUAUUGACAUUCCGGCUCUUAUGCAGAGCAUGUCCUUGGAAGACGUGAAGGCUCACCUUGUCAACAUCAUUCAUGAAUGCGUGAAGCAAACCGAGGCGAAGCCCAAGCCCAUUAACCUUGAGCGUGGAUUUGCUACAAUUCCUCUGAAGGGAAUCGACGUACCCUUCCACAGUACUUUCCUUCGUUCUGGUGUGAAGCCGUUCCGAUCCUUCUUGCUCAAGAAGAUCAACAAGACAACGAUCGAUCCAAGCAAACUGGUUGGGAAGUACAUACCCAAUGUGACGGCCCGACCGUUCGAGAUCACCAAGGAAUACUUCGAGGACGUAUACCGGCUCACGAACUCUCCCAGGAUCGCUCAUAUCCUAGCAAAUUGGGAAAAGUAUGAAGAAGGAACUGAGGGAGGUUCCCGCCAUGGCGGUACUACUGCGGCUUCAUCCUGAAAACCAUGUCAUGAUUUUUCCUUCUUUUAGUCCUAUAGCACUUCUUAGCGCUUGGGGUUGUGUGUCGCUGUUAUCUCGUCUUUUUGAUUGGGCGUAUGUUCCCUUUGUUCAUAUUCUCAGAUAGCAUUUAUGAUGGGAAUGAUAUCUACAGAUUAUAGAUCGGGUGGUAUCAGAUAUGCAUUCUCCUGCUCACUUAUGUUGGACUUCCUUCGCUGUAGUUAAUUUUCAAUCAGUUUUGAGUUCAUGAAUU
Messenger RNA from Aspergillus nidulans FGSC A4, 6532 nucleotides. RefSeq names its product tetrafunctional fatty acid synthase subunit FAS1. Gene Ontology annotation, molecular function: fatty-acyl-CoA synthase activity; (3R)-hydroxyacyl-[acyl-carrier-protein] dehydratase activity; fatty acid synthase activity. Gene Ontology annotation, cellular component: fatty acid synthase complex. The transcript has 2 exons. Gene Ontology annotation, biological process: fatty acid biosynthetic process; long-chain fatty acid biosynthetic process. Bases 1 to 6282 code for a protein of 2093 amino acids. The record is from RefSeq and is a predicted model, not a curated record. Lineage: Eukaryota; Fungi; Ascomycota; Eurotiomycetes; Eurotiales; Aspergillaceae.